CUUUCCUUCUUAAUUUAGACUCUAAUCUCAGUUUUUCCCCGGCUCUUUUCUUUCAUGUUUGGAGCCAAUAAUAAUAAAGUCAGAAGUCAUAACAAUCUAUACAUAUUGCAAAAACUGUGAACCAAACUGAUACUCAAUCAUACUAGUUCAAAAACCCAAAGCAGUCACGACUCACGACAAAUGGAGCUUAGGAAAGGUGUGAUAUUCAAAGUGAUGGACAAGGAGUGGACUAAUCUUCACAGACUUAAUCCAGAGUAUAGGAAAGGUGUAGAAUCAUUUUUGGAUUUUGCCUUUACCAAAGGAAAACCUCAAGGGAGCACAAUUUUAUGUCCUUGUUCUAACUGUAGAAAUCGUUAUUGGAAAAGAAGAAAAGUGGUUCGUGAUCACCUGAUAGGUUCAGGUUUCCUACAAGGCUACGAUGUUUGGGUUAACCACGGAGAGCAAAUAACACUGCCAAUGGAAAUUGAUGAUGGUGUGGAAGAUAAAGAGAAUUCACGUGAUGACAUUGAUGGCUUGCUUUAUGACACAUUUAGGCAUGUUGCAGAAGUAGAGGGACGCAACAAGGGUCCUAACGAGGAUGCUAAGAAGUUCUAUAAUUUGAUUAAUGAGGCAAAACAAGAGUUGUAUCCAGGAUGAGCCAAUUGGUAACAAACACUAAGGUUGAGAUUGAUUCACCUUGGGAAACACUGUUAUGAUUGAGUCUCUUGGUCAUGGGAAGAGAUUGGGACUUUGGGUAGAAUUAGGUUUGAAGACUAAUUCUUGUAACCUUUUGAUAUCUC
Medicago truncatula (barrel medic) is the source of this 779-nucleotide messenger RNA. RefSeq lists its product as uncharacterized. NCBI's taxonomy places the organism in Eukaryota, Viridiplantae, Streptophyta, Magnoliopsida, Fabales, Fabaceae. Bases 181 to 636 code for a protein of 151 amino acids. The transcript has 2 exons. The record is from RefSeq and is a predicted model, not a curated record.